Molecule: messenger RNA, 2882 nt
Organism: Ilex paraguariensis (yerba mate)
Lineage: Eukaryota; Viridiplantae; Streptophyta; Magnoliopsida; Aquifoliales; Aquifoliaceae
Source: the annotation of a GenBank genome assembly
AAUAUGGAGCUUCCGCACUGAUCAUUUUAUAUCUGCCACGAGAGAGAGAGAGAGAGAGAGAGAGAGAGAGAGAGAGAGAACUGACUAGACUAUGUGGGUUGUUGUAUAGAUAAAGAGCGUUUCUUUGUCGUCUUCAUCAACUCUGUUUCUGUGUAAGCUAUUGUCUAUCUAUUUGUUUUUUGGUUUACUAAAUCUUCAAACCCAAAUCCAUAAACCCUCUUUUAGCACCACAUAAUUGAAGGGGAGAACAAAGAGUAGGAGAAAAUUGUUGGACUUACAUACAAAGAUUGUGGCAAUGGUUUUGGGAUGGCGACGAGCGUUUUGUACAUCGAUCGCACGAGACCGAGAGCAGAAAGUGGUGAAAGAGAAGCAAGAACACAGCAACGACAAUCCUACUCCAAAGAACAGCUCCAAAUUUGGGUUUUUCUCCAAUCCUUCCACGCCUCGCUUUCAGUCUCAGCCCGUUUCCAGCCCUAGGUUCCGGUGUCGAACCGCCACAGCAACCCCAACUGCCACCGUUCCACCGCCAUCAGUACCUGAAAGCCCAAAGCUCCAAUGCAAGACCACAAAAAGUCCUGGAUUGUUACACCGAUCCAAUCCAUCCUCGCCUCACUCUCCGUCCACAUUUUCUCUCCUCAAAUCCAGCCUACGUUUCUCAAAAAGCAGAUGUGGAAUAUGUUUACAGAACGUGAAGACAGGGCAAGGAAUGGCCAUUUUGACGGCGGAGUGCUCUCAUAGCUUCCACUUCCCUUGUAUCGCCACUCUCGUGAAGAAGCAAGGAACCCUAAAAUGUCCUGUCUGUAACGCUACCUGGAAAGAAAUGCCCUUAGUCUCCAUUCACAACAAUCAUAAUCAAAAACCAGAGGUUUUAGUUGAAGAAACGAAGAGAGAACUCGCAGCUACAAUUGACUUCAAGACGAAGAACGAGAGUAAACAGCAUAUAAGGUCUGCCUUGAAAGUCUACAACGAUGAUGAACCAUUGAUGUCGCCGACUUCAAGAACUCGAUUCAAUCCGAUUCCAGAAGCUGAUGAAAAUGAAGACGAAGAGAAUCUUCAUGAGGAGUUUCAAGGAUUUUUCGUGAACGAGAAUAGGAAUCCGAUUGCUGAGCCAAUAACGAACUCCAGAAAUGUUGAGGUUCGAUUGCUGCCGGAGGCGGCGGUAGUGGCUGUAGGUCGGAAUAGCGAGACGUAUGCUAUAGUUUUGAAAGUGAGAGCUCCGGCGGCACCGUCAAAGAUGGCGCCUAGAGCUCCGAUUGAUUUAGUGGCGGUGAUUGAUGUCAGCGGAAGAAUGAAUACGGAGAAAAUACAGAUGAUGAAACGCACAAUGAGACGCAUAGUUUCGUCUCUAUCUUUAGCUGAUCGGCUUUCCAUUGUUGCAUUCUCUGCGUGCUCGAAGAGGUUGUUGCCUUUGACAAGAAUGACGGCCACCGGCCGGAGAUCGGCCCGCCGGAUUGUGGACGCGAUCAUUGGUUUGGAUGGAACGACGUCGAGUUCGAAUGACGCGCUGAAAAAGGCGGCGAAGGUGAUCGAAGAUCGACGGGAGAAAAACCCAGUCGCAAGCAUCUUGCUUAUAUCAGACGGUCACGACGAGAGAUCCCCUCCCACUCAGACAAGUCGAUCCUCGUUCGUGAUAACCACGCGCUUCACUCACCUGGAGAUUCCCGUACAUUCGAUCGUAUUCAACCGAACCAGCGCGUAUAACCACUGGCCGUCUGAAGACGCCUUUGCAAAAUGCGUUGGAGGUCUGUUAAGCGUCGUCGUUCAGGAUCUUAAAAUUCAGCUAGGGUUCGUCUCUGAUUCAGCUCUGGCGGAUAUUUCAGCAGUUUAUUCAAACACGGGCCGACCCGCUGCUUUCGGAUCAAGUUCAGUCCGGGUGGGGGAUUUGUACGCUGAGGAAGAGAGAGAACUUUUGGUGGAACUGAAAGUUCCAUCAACGGCUGCUGGGGCCCAUCAUGUACUGGCUGUUCGAUGCUCGUACAAAGACCCGUUAUCUCAAGAACUGUUCUACGGUAAAGAACAGGCGCUCUUGGUCCCACAACCACGCGCCGUCAGAUCAUCAACCCCAACCAUCGAACGGCUGAGAUGUCUGUCUAUAACCGCACGCGCUAUAGCUGAAUCUCGGAGAUUACUAGAUCGUGAUGACUUAAAUGGCGCGAAUCACCUGUUGGCUUCGGCUAAGGCUUUAUUGUUGCAUUCGAGUUCGGCUUCAGCUGUGGAAUUUUUACGGGGCUUGGAAGCCGAGUUGACAGAGCUGAAUGUGAGAAGACAAAAUCAGAUUCAGCAGAUCCAACGGCGGAGAACGAAUAAUGAGAGGGAAGUGGCAUAUUUGGAUGAAAAAGGUGAGCCGCUUACACCUACUUCGGCUUGGAAAGCGGCUGAGAGGCUGGCUAAGGUGGCUAUUAUGAGAAAGUCUUUGAAUAGAGUCAGCGACUUACACGGCUUUGAGGACGCCAGAUUUUAAUAUCUUUCCUUAAAUAUUAAAAAAAAAAAAACAGAUGGUGAGAGAUGUAUAGAGGCGACAAGGGGUACCCGACGGUUCGGCGCUUUCUGCAGAGGAAAGAGAUGAGAUCCCACGUGAUAGUGUGAUUGAUUUGGGUUGGGACAGUGGGACAGUGAAGGUUUGGAGCUCUAUCCUUUUGUCUUUAUUAACACUCGACACCCCCUUCUUUAACUAUGUAUAUAGCUUAGUACACAGAAUGUUUUAAUGGGAAAUGUAGAAUGCAUGAAUAAGAUGGAAGGGAAAGAGGGACAGAAUGAUGAUGGGGGUGGGGGACUGGAUGGUAUUUUUUGUUUGUUGUUUCUUUGUGGUUUAAUUAGACUUUUCAAUGUCUUCUUUUGUUUGCUGGUUGGGUGUUUGAUCAUCAGAUUGAAUGUGUUUGUGG